AUGACUCACUGAUAGCUGUUCUGAUUCUACGGUGCCUCAUUACUCUGAGUCUAUUGGGAACUACAAGGCUGAAUUCCUUCAACAUGUUUUGUUCAGAGGUGUACGCAGAAGCAAGACCUGAGGUUUUCCCUGGGACCAGAACACACAGUUCAGAUCGAACCAUGGACCUCGGUCUAGCUGAGGAUCACUUCUCAAGGCCUGUGGGUUCUUUUGUGGCAUCAGACAUUGAACAGCUUAAACUGGCAAUAGAAGAAUGUAAGAAGCUGAUCUUGGAGCUGCCAGAGCAUUCAGAGAGACAAAAAGACAAUGUAGUGAAACUUAUCCACCUGCGCCUCAAACUGCAAGAACUUAAGGAUCCAGAGGAAGAUGAGCCUAAUCUGAGAGUCCUACUGGAACACCGCUUCUCCAAGGAAAAGAGCAAGAGUGUGAAACAGACCUGUGAUAAGUGUAGCACUAUUAUCUGGGGCCUUAUCCAGACUUGGUAUACCUGCACAGGAUGCUAUUAUCGUUGCCAUAGUAAGUGUAUGAAUCUGAUCACUAAACCCUGUGUCAGGUCAAAGGUCAGCCACCAGUCUGAGUACGAGCUCAGUAUUUGUCCUGAAAUAGGACUAGACCGGCAAGAUUACCGCUGUGCAGAAUGUCGUGCACAAAUUUCACUGAGGGGCGUACCUAGUGAAGCCAGACAGUGUGACUACACUGGCCAGUAUUACUGCAGCACAUGUCAUUGGAAUGACACGGCCGUCAUUCCAGCUCGUGUCAUCCACAACUGGGAGUUUGAAUCAAGGAAGGUCUGUCGCUCCUCAAUGCGCUACCUGGCCCUGAUGAUGUCACGCCCCGUGCUAAGGCUGAAAGAAAUAAACCCGCUGCUAUUCAACUUUGUGGAGGAACUGGUUGAAAUCAGGAAACUUCGUCAAGAUAUUCUGUUAAUGAAACCCUAUUUUAUCACCUGCAAGGAGGCAAUGGAAGCUCGGCUGCUACUACAGCUACAAGAUCGCCAACACUUUGUCGAGAACGACGACAUGUACUCACUACAGGAUUUGAUUGACAUUUCCACUGGCAGACUGAGCUGUUCCCUCACAGAGAUCCACACCACAUUUGCUAAGCACAUCAAACUAGACUGCGAGCGCUGUCAGGCCAAAGGAUUUGUGUGUGAGCUUUGCAAGGAGGGAGACAUCCUGUUCCCCUUUGACAGUCACACCUCAGUGUGCCAUGACUGCUCUGCUGUCUUUCACAGAGAUUGUUACUUUGACAAUUCCACAACUUGUCCACGAUGUGCACGAAUGACUGAGCGUAAGCAGGAUGAAGAGGAGCUGGAUGUGAAAGAAAGCUAACUCUGGAAAGGACCCUGGGAUUUAAGUGGAUGCUGCACUUUGCUUCGUUAUGGAAAAAAAAAACCCCACAAUCUUUCUUUAUUUUGUUUUAUGAUUAUGCUCUGACUUUUGUUUUUCCUGUGCACUGCAUUAUGAGGCAGGGUAUUUAAAAUUCAUCUGGAAAUUAAUAUAUUUUUAUCAAACCUUUGCAUUCCUACAGAACUUAGAUGUACAAACCACUGCGUGUAUGUUUAAUGUUGGUGUGUGUUUCUAAAUUUACAAGUAAAUGCUCUGUAGAGAAAAAAUCCACCUGAUCAGUAGGUGGUUAUGCAUGCAGAAAUUGUAUAUUUACUGUUACAAGCCUCAACUACUUUAAUCCAAACUGCCAAUAAUGCUGAACUUUAAAGUUGCCAUAUAUCAGAAUUUUAAAGUUUAGAAGCCCAGCGUCCAAUAAGAAAAUCGCCAAAAAUAUGCCUUUUAGCAUCCAGUUCCUGUGCUGCCAUGUCCAAGUUUCAGUUUAUUAGGUUCAGAUGGGUGAUGUUGCACAAAAAAAGCUAUAUGUUGACAUAGUUUAAAAUGGGAUUAAAUCUGUUAGACUGUGUGACCAGUUGGUCACUGCCACUUACCCAUCUCCCCUUUUUGGACAUAUUUUCUAUGAGUUCAAUUGCUGUUUAUUUAGAACCAAUAUAUUGAUCUGUUGAUAUUUCAUAAAGUCUUCAAUUAUGUAGAUUUUCAGGCCUUAACUGUUUAUUUUCAGCUCCUUUCCUAUUUGCACCG
Pundamilia nyererei is the source of this 2087-nucleotide messenger RNA. RefSeq names its product differentially expressed in FDCP 8 homolog (gene def8). The coding region runs from base 84 to 1331 and encodes 415 amino acids. NCBI's taxonomy places the organism in Eukaryota, Metazoa, Chordata, Actinopteri, Cichliformes, Cichlidae. The record is from RefSeq and is a predicted model, not a curated record. The transcript has 11 exons.